AUGGCGCCGGCGACGAUCCUGCAGCGACAAGAUAUGUCGCUCGAGGACAUCAUUGACUCGUGCCUUGCAGACAGCACAAAGGAGCGAUAUGAGUCAGGGCUUCGACAGAUUAUCAAAUGGAUACAUGUGACUGGUGGGACGCACCUGCUCAAAGACGACGGCACAGUCGACUUGCGGGUAUUUCAAUACGACAACUUUGUCCAGUUCAUUGUCUGGGUGUACCAACACACACCCGUCAAAGUCGGGACAAUGUCAGGGUACCGGGCGGCCCUUCGCUGGUACUGCAAGCUCGAGGAUGUUGCAAUGCCUGUGGAGUACGAGACCAAGCUCAAAACGAUUUUUACGGGUCUUCAACGUCUGACCGCAACGGACGCGCAGUCGUCGUCCCUGAAGGACUCAGGCAAACGACCCCUCGGUUUCAGCAUGUUCGAAGCACUGUGCACUGAAUCCCUCAAGAUCCUGGAUAGCGGCUUCGCGCACCUAUUUCUGGUGAUUUCGUGGAACCUGAUGGCGCGUUCCAAGUCUACAGAAACGAUUCAUCUCGACCACAUUUCGUUGGAAGAAGAUAUAUGCUAUGGGCGUCACUCUCCAGCCAUAUGGUCCUUCCUUGCCCUUGGCAUCUACUUUGCGUGUAACCCGACGAUGGCAACGGGUGCUCUAUUUCCGGGUGCAAGACAGCGCGACCGUUUUGGGAAGGCGCUCAAGGCGUUGGCCCAUGCGGUUCUUGGGAGCACAGCAAACGGCACGGUUGGCACCCAUUCCAUUCGAAAAGGUGCUACGACGUUCGUGUGCCCCGGCAGCACAAGUGGACCGUCGGUAAUCAGCGUCUGUAUUCGUUGUGGGUGGUCCUUAGGCAACGUUGUGGAGCGCGCUGGCUUCGCUCAACUGCCACCCCACUACGACGCCACCGACAGCGCCACCGUCACAAGUGCAGUGCGGUACAUGUUUCCGGGACUUUCCAAGAACGUGGCUCUACUCGGCGUUCUCAAGCUUGGGUUGGCAUCACUCGUGUUCCACGCCGACUACCUUCGCAGCACACUACCGGCCAGCCACGCUGUCUUGCACACGGCUAUAUUUCGUGACGACGAAUUGCGGGUAAAUCUACGGUCUCUUUUGCGAUCCAGCUCGGCGACGUUGGCACCGACAGGCCUUCCGCCCUAUGUUGAGUUAUACCGUCAGCUCGAAGCACAACAUGAGACAUUGAAGGCACUCUCGACCGAGGUUGUUGCUGGCGUCCGGGACAUCUGGGACGAAAAGGAGCUCUCGGCAAGUACAGUCACUCAAGCGUACAUCGACAGGCACUUUUCGACUAUCCUGGAGCGGCUUGGCGGCGGUGGAAACAGUGCUGACGUUGUACCGGCACAGCCCCCGCCACGACGCCGCGAACACAUGCUGUUUGCCUGGGGUGGCCGCCUACACAAGCUGCCGGAGCAUUUUUGUUUCCCAAGUGUUGACGUGGCUACGGCUUGGGCUUUGUGGUGGCUCUGCAAGGACAAUGAGAUCCCUUAUCGCACGAUUGACCCAAGCGACCUCUCAACGAAACUUCAAAAGCGCAUCUUGUCUGAAUGGCGUACCAAGGUAGCCGUCGUCGAAUCAUUUGACUGCGCUGUCCAUGCUCUGGACGCAGUCGUUGAUAAGAUCCUGAGCCAACGGCAAAGACGGUUCGGGCAGCUCAUGGUCGUCACCGUCGGUCCAAACUGCACCAGCAUCGCCAAGUACUGCUCGCAGUUCAUGACCUCGAUGCGGUUUAGCAUGCGGCACCUGUUGUCGUUCCCGAGCCACGAAGCUUCAGACGACCCAGCAGAAGCCAGCGAUUUCUUGUGGCCCACCGCCCAAGAGCCAUCGACCGCCCACCUAUCAACCCCAAUACAUACGUCCGAGAUCUCCACUGAGCGCAGGCAUAUCGCAACCUCGAACAUAAAGAACUCGCUCCGCAAGGCUUGCCUCGAGCCCGGGUGUAAUCGCGUGACUCGCUCCCGAGGCCUGUGCAAGCGCCACGGCGGCGGCAAGCCGUGUUGCAUCCACGGCUGUACGAAGGAGGCGCACAAUGGCGACUACUGCUUUGGCCACGGCGGGGGCAAGUGCUGCAAGAUCACCGACUGUGCCAACGCAGCCCAAUCCCAGGGCCUUUGCAAGGCCCACGGCGGGGGCGCCAGAUGCAAACAUGCCAACUGCGGCAAAAGCAGCCAAGGAGGAGGGUAUUGUCGGGCCCAUGGCGGCGGUAAGCGCUGCUUGGAGCCAGGGUGCAGCAAGGGGGCUCAGCGGGGGGACCGCUGCGCCAAGCACGGGGGGUGUCGGCUGUGUGCGGUGGAUGGCUGCGGCCGCACGGACCGGGGAGGGGGCGUGUGUGAGACCCAUCGACCGGAUAAAAUGUGCGUCGUUGACGGAUGUAAACGACUGGGCAAGACGCUCGGCAUGUGCACACUGCACAAUCGGCUCGCACGUGAGUAAUAGGAUCCUCGUCGUCAUGGGGGGAACAUGUUCUCUAUACAGUAAAGUUAAAGUCUAAUGCCAUCGCUUGAGUAAAGUCCAUGA
This is a messenger RNA of Aphanomyces astaci, 2535 nucleotides long. RefSeq lists its product as hypothetical. The record is from RefSeq and is a predicted model, not a curated record. Bases 1 to 2451 code for a protein of 816 amino acids. Lineage: Eukaryota; Oomycota; Saprolegniomycetes; Saprolegniales; Verrucalvaceae. The transcript is spliced from 6 exons.